AAAAUAACAAACAAAUUUAACAUCGCAUUUUUUGAACCGGUAUUGCACUUUCCCCUCAUAAUAUAGUAGAGCCAUAAUCGUAGCAUCACCAAUAACAUCAACAACAAUAGCAACAGUUUACACAGCAUACUUGUAUUACGACGGCAUACUACAAAGUAGCAUACUAGUCAUUGUAUAGUCCACAGCCUAUCCGGACAUAACAUAUGUAUGUGCACUACAGUAAAAAAUGCUAAGCAUUUUAUUAAUAAAGUGGAGAAGAGGUUAAGCUUUUAUUUUAAACAUUUUUCGGUGUACUUUCUAUGAAAAAUAUUCAUUUACAAAUUUGAAUGGACUGCAUAGUGAUAGUUGUGCUUAAAAUUGAAUAUGUAUAUGAAAAACCAAAUGAGUGUUUUGAUGGAGAAAUUGAACACGACUUUCCAAUCGUGUCCUAUUAAUUUUGCCAACAAAUCCGACACGCUUAGUGACUUAAGCGAAAAUUUACAAAAUAUACCAAAUAACAUCCUACAAAAGUCUGGUGGCAAUAUUCAACUGCAACAAAUUGAUAUUCAACACCCACGACAUAUACAACAAGGUAACAAGGAACAUACUCUUAACUUAUCCGCUAAUAGCGCCACUAGCGAUACCUCAUCAACAUCCUUCCAUCAGCGAUUUGACAUCAGUCAAUUGAAGGUAAGUCUUUCCAAUCUCAAUUGCUUGCACAGUCUACAACAAUAUUGGCACCAACAACAGUCAGAAACCGCAUAUAUAGAUAAAAAUGAAGACAACGGUAUUAUCAGCAAUGGCUCUUAUUAUGCGAAAAAUAUAUUAGAUUAUACAUUUGGCUACAAAUCGGAAGCAAUCAAAGAAACGCCUUUACAAAAAUUCUACCGCAAUCAGCAACAAAAAAAAAUGCCAGCAUUCCGAGGCAGACGUGGUUGGUGUGGAUGUUUUCAAGAUGACGAACCACCAGAAAUUUGUGUAGUGGAAGGCGCGUUUACAUUACAAACUUUAACGCCCACUCAACCAAUGCCAUCUGUCGAUGAAGUUGAUACAAAGUUUGCCGAACUCGUCGAGGAACUUGAUUUGACGGCACCAAAUAAGGCAGCAAUGUUAAGUUUGCCUCCACAAAAAAAGUGGCAAAUUUAUGGGUCACGUAAGUCCCCACUUGAUACCAUUGAUGGAAGUUCAGCUACAAAUCUCAACCUACCACCAACUGUAGAACACUAUAUAGAGCAGUUGAAAGAUCUCUUACAUCACCUUCCUAUAGAUCCAGAGGAGUCACCAUAUCAUGAGUGCAAUACACGCAUGGAAAGUCACAAAACAUUCAUUGAUGCUCUUAAAACUGCACUGCGCACCUCAACACAUAGUUUUGUGUUGCGGUUUGUUGAAUUAGACGGUUUACCAGCAUUGUUAAGCCUUCUACAGAAUAUGAAUAUAAGUGUAGCGAAUAAUAUGCUACACACUAGUCUCAUUGGUUGCAUUAAAGCCUUAAUGAAUAAUUCAACUGGCCGUUCUCACGUACUCGCACAUCCAACUUCGAUAGAUAUUAUUGCGCGUUCACUGGCUGCAGAUAACAUUAAGACUAAAGUAGCUGCAUUAGAAAUACUGGGUGCUGUGUGCUUAGUACCUGGUGGACACAGAAAAGUAUUGCAAUCAAUGAUCAAUUUUCAAGAUUUUACAGCUGAACGAACACGUUUUCAGAGUAUAAUUAAUGAUUUAGAUCGUUGGUCUGGUGCUUAUCGUGAUGACGUUAAUUUAAAAACUGCAAUUAUGUCAUUCAUAAACGCUGUUCUUAAUUACGGCCCUGGUCAAGAAAAUUUAGAAUUUCGACUACACUUGCGCUAUGAAUUUUUAAUGCUAGGUAUACAGCCUAUCAUAGACAAAUUAAGAAAGCAUGAAAAUGAAACUUUGGACAGACAUUUGGAUUUCUUUGAAAUGGUUAGAACCGAAGAUGAAAAGGAAUUAGCACGUAAAUUUGACCAGGAGCACGUCGAUACUAAAAGUGCCACAGCCAUGUUCGACAUAUUACGUCGAAAGUUAAGCCAUUCAUCAGCAUAUCCACAUUUACUUUCUUUAUUGAAACAUAUGUUGCUGUUACCAUAUACUGGUCACUGUACACAGCAUUGGCUCAUGUUUGACCGAAUCGUGCAACAAAUUGUAUUGCAAACUCAAGAACGUCCACACUGCGAUAUAGAUUCUGAUGAAUCACAUAAUGACAAACGAAUAAAUUUUCCAGAACACAACCCAGAUGUUGCGCCCCUUAAAAUAAAUGUCAAUAAAAUCAUACAUCUGCUAGUAAAGGAGGAGGAAUUAAUUGAAGGACGAAAACGAGCGAAUGAAUUAGAAAAAGAAAACUUUGAUGUACAAUCACGUUUAGCUAAAAAAGAACAAGAACUUGAUUUGCGGAUGCAGGAGAAAGAAGACUUAGAAACAGGUCUAUCACGCAUAAGAGAGCGUUUGGAAAAAGAAUCAGCUUAUCACUCACAAGCUGUACAACGCGCACAAAUUGCUGAAAUGAAAUCUGAAGAGUUACAACAUCGUCUCAUAAAUGAGCAACAAGAACGCGCACGACUAGAACGUUUAGUAACUGAGGGCAGCAUACCAGAUGAUCAAAAGGUAGCCGGACUAAUAGGUUGUAAUGUGACAUGUACACCACAAUCACCUCCUAUGAAGAUUAUACCUCCACCACCACCACCAAUUACAGCAGUACCUCCUCCACCACCACCGUGCCCUGGGGCACCAUCUUUAUUAAUCGCGCAGGCAAUGGCUCCACCACCACCAAAAUCUGAAGUGCCAAAAAAGAAUGUGCCUCAACCCACAAACCCACUUAAAAGUUUUAAUUGGUCUAAAUUACCUGAUGCUAAAGUGCAAGGUACAAUUUGGAAUGAAUUGGAUGAAUCUAAAUGGUAUACAAACAUAGAGUUAGAAGCGAUAGAUAAGCUUUUUUCAGCUUACCAGAAAAAUGGUGUGUCGGUGCAGAACGAUGGUUCCAUUGAAGACUUGCCUGUAAUGGGCAAGCACCGUGCUAAGGUUAUUUCUGUUAUAGAUGGUCGGCGUGCUCAAAAUUGCACGAUAUUGCUGAGUAAACUAAAAAUGUCCGAUGAAGAAAUAUCUAAAGCAAUUUUAUCAAUGGAUUGUAAUGAGCAAUUAGCACUUGACAUGGUUGAACAAUUGUUAAAAUUCACACCAUCAGCAGAGGAAAGAGGUUUAUUAGAUGAGCACAGUGAAGAUAUUGAAUCACUAGCGAGAGCUGAUCGUUUUUUGUACGAGAUUUCUAAAAUAGCACAUUAUGAACAACGUCUAAAGAGCUUACAUUAUAAAAAACGUUUUAUGUUUACGGUAAAUGAUCUUAUUCCACGCAUUACUAGUAUAAUGGAGGCAUCGCGUGAAGUAGCACGAUCCAGACGAUUAAGAAAAUUACUGGAAUUAGUUUUAGCACUAGGUAACUAUAUGAAUCGCGGUGCACGAGGUAAUGCAUCUGGUUUUCGCCUAGCUUCGCUCAAUCGUCUUGCUGAUACGAAAUCAAGUGCUGCUAAGGGUACAACUUUGCUACACUAUCUAGUGCAAGUAAUCGAUAGAAAAUUUAGAGACUUACUAAAACUAGAAGACGAUAUACCACAUGUUCGUGAAGCCUCCAAAGUUUCUUUAGGAGAAAUGGAAAAAGAUAUUCAAACAUUGCGCACUGGGUUAGCAGAAUUGGUGCGUGAAAUUGAGUUUCAUCGAGCAUCAGGACCAGCGCAACAAAGUGAUCGUUUUCUACCUGUGAUGCGUGAAUUUCAUGCUACUGCUUCAGUAAGAUUUGCUGAAUUAGAAGAUAGGUUUCAGGAUAUGAAAACGCGCUUCGAUCGUGCUGUAAGACUAUUUGGAGAAGAUGGCUCUAUAUUGCAACCUGAUGAAUUUUUCGGUAUUUUCGACGCAUUUCUUUCUGCUUUUUCUGAAGCUAAGCAGGAUAAUGAAAAUUUCCGCAAAAGACAAGAAGAAGAAGAAAAACGUGCGAAACAAGAAGCGGAACUUAAAAGACGAACUUUAGAGCGUAAAAAUAAGGAAGGGCUUAUAUCCUCUGUUGCACGCAAUUUGGGUUUCAAGUCACCAACCAAUGGAGACUUGCCGAUUAAAGGCGAUAAUAAAGGUGAAUUUGAUGAUUUAAUUUCAGCGUUACGUACCGGCGAUGUAUUUGGUGAAGAUAUGGCCAAAUUCAAGCGAUCGCGUAAAUCUCGACUUAAUAGUGUCAGUAUUUCUCCUCCAAAGCAUGGACUGCAUCGCGAAGAAAGUCGAGAACGUACAAUUAGAAAACAAUAAAUAAUAUUUCGCAGUUUUAUUUCAGUAUUCAAGAUUUCUGUAGAUUUAGAGUAACAUAUUUUAUUGAAAUUGUUUCAAGAUUUUAAACUUGAUUGGUUUAUUGCUGUUUCGAAUUUCAAACAAUAUUGUAAAGAAUUGUCUUACUCAAAUGUUUAUAAAUUUUAACUGAAUAAAGCUUUUUUUUCUUCCGAAA
Messenger RNA from Teleopsis dalmanni, 4471 nucleotides. RefSeq names its product disheveled-associated activator of morphogenesis 1 (gene DAAM). NCBI's taxonomy places the organism in Eukaryota, Metazoa, Arthropoda, Insecta, Diptera, Diopsidae. The coding region runs from base 364 to 4278 and encodes 1304 amino acids. The transcript has 12 exons. Gene Ontology annotation, biological process: actin cytoskeleton organization; positive regulation of actin filament polymerization. The record is from RefSeq and is a predicted model, not a curated record. Gene Ontology annotation, molecular function: actin binding; small GTPase binding.